CCCGCAGUUGCUGCAGAAUCACGCCUUUUGUCCUUAAUACAUUUGGGUUUUUUUCAUUCUUUAGAAAAAAUAAGCAUUAAUCAUGAGCGCGAAAAACCUCUCCCAUCGGAGAACACAUAAUUUACUGUUGAUUUCGAAGCUCCUCAGUUUGCGAGACACGGCAUCUCCUCUCACCUUAUUGCUGGACUCUUUAGAACAACCCGCGACCCCAUUAAUAAGAGAAUAUAUCCGACGCGCAAAGCUCUCCAAAGUUCAUGUGACCUUUAUCGCCUUCCAAACUCUCAAGCGACCAGAUGGAGUUGGUGCUUUUGUUUCCGCCAGACGAAAACGCCCAGCAGAUAUUGCCAAGGAAGCCGUAGCAGCUUGUCCUACAUCACAUAGUGGGAGGAGACUAAUCAUCAUCGACUCGAUCAAUCCGCUCCUAAACACACUCGGUUCCGAGGGAACUUUCCACCUACCGAGCUUUCUGAACUCCUUUCUCACACCCGGAAUGGCCGAGACUUCGAUAUUAGUGACCUAUCACCAGGAUGUCCCCAAUAUUCAGAAUCCAAGAGCAUACACGCCCUCUGCGCUCUCAAUUCUGACUUACCUUGCAACGACAAUCAUCACACUACACUCCUUCUCGCACAUACUGGCCCACAAGGCUGCACGGGAUAGAAGUUUAGCCGCGCCCAGCUUUGGACUCGAAGAGGAACAGGACGGCGUACUUAUCGGCUACGCUGAUAAAGCAGCCGGCGGUGUCGUGCUUGAGAUGGAACAUCGACGUAAGAGUGGCCGCGGCGUGCUGGAGUGGUACUAUCUCCCUCCGGCAUCGCAAACCCGGUCGCAACAAGCAAGGGAGAUAGUGACGCUGCUCGACGACCAUCCUCUCUAUCGACCUCCUGUGGACCUUGAUGAGGGAACUGAGCAGGACGAACCAGAAUCGACUUUCGAAUUACGCUUGACGGAUCGACAGAGGCGUGAGAGAGAGGGUGUCGUCCUACCGUAUUUCGAUGCACAGAAUGGUGACGGCCCCGGAGAAGGGGGAAGGAUCCUCUACGAUAUGGGAGAGGAGGAUGAUUUCGAUGAGGAGGAAGACGAGAUGUAGAAUAUCAAAACAAUACUACAAGGCUAUCAUGGCGGUCUAAUGGGAUUACCCACUACUAAAAUCAUCGCCUUCUGAAGCAUGAGGGAUAUCUUGUUGAUACCAACCCUUGAGUGGCAUAUUAUGAAUAGGUGC
Molecule: messenger RNA, 1219 nt
Organism: Penicilliopsis zonata CBS 506.65
Lineage: Eukaryota; Fungi; Ascomycota; Eurotiomycetes; Eurotiales; Aspergillaceae
Exons: 3
Coding region: 83-1087 (334 amino acids)
Biological process (GO): tRNA wobble uridine modification
Cellular component (GO): elongator holoenzyme complex; cytosol; nucleus
Molecular function (GO): tRNA binding
Source: RefSeq, a predicted model, not a curated record